Chaetomium globosum CBS 148.51 is the source of this 456-nucleotide messenger RNA. RefSeq lists its product as uncharacterized. NCBI's taxonomy places the organism in Eukaryota, Fungi, Ascomycota, Sordariomycetes, Sordariales, Chaetomiaceae. The record is from RefSeq and is a predicted model, not a curated record. The coding region runs from base 1 to 456 and encodes 151 amino acids. Gene Ontology annotation, cellular component: intracellular membrane-bounded organelle. Gene Ontology annotation, biological process: vesicle-mediated transport. The transcript is spliced from 3 exons.
AUGGCGCCUUUCAUUGCGCAAAUCGCCGAACUAGCAAAGCGCCGGGACGGCUGUGGGAGCGGCGGUUAUCGUGAUUACGACGGUGAUUGUCGCUAUUAUUCAUCAUGGUACUGGUGGGGACGCUGGGUCUUCGCCGGGUUGGCCGUUCUCUUCAUACUCCUCGUCUUCGCCGGUCUUUUCCGUAACUCGCGCCGUCGUAGAAGACAAGGCGUUCAACCGAUGUACGGAACGGGUUGGAUGGCGCCUGCGCCACCUCCUUACUACCCUCCGCCACCGCAAUACUCGGCUCAAGAUCAAGGACCCCCAGGCGGUUACAAAUAUGGCUCGGGCGAUGGGUAUUACGCCGGCAACCAAGAGGGCAUUCAACUGCAGCAACCGCAGAGUGCGUACCACCGCGGUCCCGAACCCGAAUAUGCGCCACCCCCGGGACCUCCGCCGACCACCAACACCAAAUAA